AAGCCUAUCCGCCAAGCAGUCGGCACUGAGGCACGGUGUGUGUUGCACGGCUGACCUCGCACUGAAUGGACUACAUUUUUUCCCAGCCACGUAAGUACACAACACCGCCGGAGAGGAUGUCUUGCUGAUUCAAGGGAAAGGCCUGGGAAAGUCGGCCAUCCCUUAAUUCCAGCAGUUGAAACAGUCGACGACAGUUCUUUAGGAUUGAAAACGCAUUAGUUGCAAAGGACAUCCACUUCCGAAAACAACAAAGGGAUCCGAAUUCUGGAUAGUUUUAUCUCCAUGUUUUGAUCGAUGGUAAUCCCCGAAGCUCGAUGCAUGGACAUGAUUUUUGGAACGAACAAGGCCCGUAUGACACUGACCUGGUAGCUGUAAUGCAAUAGCAUUGCUUUUGCUAUCAAGAAUUCAUGUUGAUUUAAAAAUACUGUAGCUUGCAACCUCGGUGCGAUUCAAAGCGGUUACUUUGGAUCGUCUAAGUUUAAGCUAUUAGACAAAUACAUUGUUUCUAUUUUCCGAAACGUGUCAAUUUAAUGAAUCUGCAAGGUUAGCUGGCUUUAUCUAGCAGUCAAUCGUCAUUACAAAGCUGACAUUCGAUGGGAUUUGAGUGUUUCCUUUGUAACAAAUCGGCAUAGCUCUCUUGCACUCUGGAAAAGCGUUUAUGCUCAAAUUCGGCACAGUUUCUUCUGCAUAGUGCUGCCGUGCGUCACGGUGCAGUGAACAAUGCUUUUGUUUUAGUCAUACAGCAGGGUAGAUGAAGGACAUAAAUUGCCAACAUUGUCUUAUAAUUGCCUCUGUCUUUGCAUGUAGCCUAUAGCAUAUGAGCCCUCCAGCAGUACCUUCAGAUAUAGCUAGCCUGGGCCUUAUUACCGUGUAAUAGGUGUACUUUCAAUAUAGCACAAAUUAUAAUAUAGCUUUAUAUUUCUAAACUGCAUCUACAAAGUAUAGGACUAUUAAAAACAUUAUAUCAGUCCAAGUUUACAACCCAAAGAAGUGCUGCUACACCUCCCUGCCGUCGAAGUGAAGAAGACCCGGAUAGUUUGGAAGUAUUUCAGGAAAUCCUGAUGAACAUACAGAGAUCAAAUCCCAUCAACAUCUCGCGGUAUGGGAGAUCACGACACAAAGCGACCGAAUUUGAGGAGUUAACUUGCCUGAGGACUACAGAAUCCAUCCAGAGUUUCAGCCCUAACCUAGGAUCCCCUAGCCCCCCUGAAACACCAGAUUCCUCCCACUGUAUAUCCUGCAUCGGGAACUACCUGCUCCUUGAGCCUUUGGAAGGGGACCACGUUUUCAGGGCCGCCCACCUGCACACAGGGGAAGAGCUCGUAUGUAAGGAGUUUGACAUCGGCCGGUACCAGGAGGCCCUGGCGGCCUAUUUCGCUCUUGGCAGACAUGACCACAUCAAUCAGGUGGUGGAGAUACUGCUGGGAGAGCAGAGGGCCUACGUCUUCUUCGAGAGGAGCCACGGGGACAUGCACUCCUUCGUGCGCACCUGCAAGAAGCUGCGCGAGGAUGAGGCCGCCCGGCUCUUCCGGCAGAUAGCCUCGGCAGUGGCACACUGCCACGACAAUGGCGUGGUCCUCCGGGACCUCAAGCUUAGGAAGUUUGUCUUCAGGAAUGAGGACAGGAGCCUUGUGAAGCUCGAGAGCCUUGAAGAUACCUACAUCCUGGACGGCCUAGACGACUCCCUGUCAGACAAACAUGGAUGCCCCGCCUACGUCAGCCCCGAGAUACUCAACGCCAGCGGCAGCUACUCAGGCAAGGCGGCCGACGUGUGGUCCCUGGGGGUCAUGCUGUACACCAUCCUGGUGGGCCGCUACCCGUUCCACGACGUAGAACCUGGCUCCCUGUUCAGUAAGAUUCGCCGGGGACACUUCAGCAUCCCGGAGACCCUGACACCCAAGGCCAAGUGUUUGAUCCGGAGCAUCCUUCGUCGGGAGCCCGCAGAGCGCCUCACGUCCCGGGAGAUCCUGGAUCACCCCUGGUUUUCCUCCGGGGCAGCAGGUGGCGCUGUGGUCCAGGGGAGGGCAGAGCGGGAGCUGGAGCAGACUGUGCCUGAGGUGAACAUGGAGGAGGAGCUGGAUCAGUUCUUCAGCUGAGCUGACAGGAAACAGGAAGCACAAAGGGAGGACUACACCAUAACGCGGGGAAAACCAACCGCGAUGCGCUCGCUAUGAGCCUAACGGUAGAUUAGUUGUUUAGCAGGUGAAACAUUGUCACUCACAGAAAAAGGUGUUUCCAUCUUUAUUUCUUUCCAUUCCAUGGAAAAUAGACCUAGUGGUGGAGCCAGGUGGCAAAUGGCGUAGAAACAUCACCGAGGCGGCGAUUCUGCUAAGAGGAGUUUUCGCCACUUGACAUACGAUUCGCAAACGAUGUAGCAAAACGUUCCGUUUUUUUCUCUUGUUGUUGGUGCUUUUAAAAGUAGAGACAGACAUUUACCACGUUGUUACGCUACGGAAAGCACUAAGGGACACGAGACCUCAGCCAAGGAGAACAAGACACAUGUCAAACUGCGACAACACUCCUCUAUCGUUUUUCACACGACCAGGUAUAAUUUGCCCCUAACCGCCGUGCUAUGAUCAGAUUAACCAACCCUCAAUCCUAGACUGAACUGUUUGGAGGAUAACAACAUCUGAUGCUAGACCAGUGAUUGGGGACAACUUCUGCCUACUCUGUUCUAACAAUCAUCAGGACAGUUGACCUCAUAUUUGUUUUGUCACUUAGUGUUUUGUUUUGUCACCUGUCUCACAUUUCCCCACAUGACCUUUGACCCUAGGUUAUAAAGCUCUUUCACUGACAUAGAAGACAGAUUCUCACUAAGUUAUUGUAUGUACCCAUCGUCAGAAUUUUGUGUGCUUUAUCUUUUUCUAUGUAGCCUUAUUCCUCCCCCCUCACCAUUGUGUAUGUUUCUUGAAAAACCCAAUGUUCCACCACCACUUAUUUAUCAUUUAGUAAUAAGGCUGUGUUUUAAGUCUGACAUCACCUUGUUGUAUUAAGCUAUUACAUUAAAUUGUUACUGCUGCUUUGAUAUCUUCUCCUAACCUUAAUUUGUAAUCUUGCUUUCUCACUCUCGUUAAGCCCCCACCAGUGGCAUGAUGCACUUGAUUAGUUUAGGUUAGGUGAAAGAUCAAUUUCACCUCUCUAGACUCGCUUUCUCUAUUUAAGUUUAGCUUUUCAUUUGGAGGAACGGAAAACUUUACAUUUUAUUUAAAUUGUAACAACUAUAUAAAUAUAUAUAUAUUUAAAAAAAAAAAAACAUUGCAGGGUUUUUCUUUUCUUUUUCAGAGAUUCCUUCAUGUAUAUUGUAGGCAAUAUUUUGGACACAGGACAGGUAUGACGGGAAAAAGAAAGGCUGUCCGAAGACGAUAACAUUUUUGUGCCAGUAUUUCUGUGCCCCCACCACCAUGCGGACAUUAGUCACCCUUAAUAUCUUUUGAACUUGACACCAGUAAUUAAACAAUACUAUUACAGUAACAUGGUUAGCAGUAACCCAUGUUGAUUUUCUACUGCCUGCGUAGGUCCUGUGAAACAAGCCUGUUCUGAAUAGGUUAACAGUGGUUCUGUCGUAUCUCAAUGUUACUUGAAUUUGUGUUUUUCUUAACUAGUCCUAGGCAUGUGCCCUAUGAAUGCUAUCGCCUGCCUAGCAGGGUGAAACAAAACAAGUUUGUUUUAUAAUAAAAGUAAAAACACAAGUGAACAUUUUCUCAAAAAUUUGCUAUUUUAAGUUGCUUUUAAAACUGACUAUUGCUUUCAUUUAGUUUUGUAGAAUGAGCUGCCCAUUUUUUUUUUGCGUUGGUGCUGAUUUGGUGCUAAUGUAAGGAGUCCUUAUGUUUUGUUUUGGAGGGGAGUGGUGCAUGGUGGGAAUUCUGCCUCGGAUGUUCUGAUUGUAAAAUGUAACAGAUUUUGGUGUUGUCCAAAUUUAUUCAGUAAAUAAAUUGUGAACUGCA
Esox lucius (northern pike) is the source of this 3944-nucleotide messenger RNA. RefSeq names its product tribbles pseudokinase 2 (gene trib2). Gene Ontology annotation, biological process: protein phosphorylation; regulation of MAP kinase activity; positive regulation of proteasomal ubiquitin-dependent protein catabolic process. Gene Ontology annotation, molecular function: ATP binding; protein kinase activity; mitogen-activated protein kinase kinase binding. The transcript has 3 exons. Bases 1062 to 2096 code for a protein of 344 amino acids. NCBI's taxonomy places the organism in Eukaryota, Metazoa, Chordata, Actinopteri, Esociformes, Esocidae. Gene Ontology annotation, cellular component: nucleus. The record is from RefSeq and is a predicted model, not a curated record.